This is a messenger RNA of Cajanus cajan (pigeon pea), 1570 nucleotides long. RefSeq names its product lipase (DUF620). NCBI's taxonomy places the organism in Eukaryota, Viridiplantae, Streptophyta, Magnoliopsida, Fabales, Fabaceae. The record is from RefSeq and is a predicted model, not a curated record.
UAUCUUUCUCACUUCUUUUACACCCUCCCUUUAAAAUUGGACCCUUUGGGGUCACAUCACACCACAUUCAAUCUUGCAGUUAACUUUGGUGCAACCUUUUUCUCUUCCUCGUGUUUCCCACGCGCUGGCCCUGCGCGUGCUCAACCCCAAACACAAUACAACAGCAACAAGAGAGUGUGUUGUGUUGGAUCCUUUGAAGUUUGUCUUGAGGCAUUUUCCUCUUUCUCACGUCUGAACAACAACAACAACCAGAAGAAGCUGUGUGUGAUGGGAAGACUUGCACCAUUGUCAGAAGAACCCACAAACGAAGAAGAUGAAGGAAACAACAACAACUCAAAGAAAAGGCUUCAUUCAUGGAGAAAGUGGAACUGGAUCAAGAACCACUUUUGCCUUGUCUUAAACAAGAAGUCCAACCUCAAGAUCCUCCUUAGUGUCUUGGGUUGCCCCCUCUUCCCUCUCCCUGUCCACCCCUUAUUACCCUUCAAUGAGGUGUCAUCCUCUGCACAGUAUAUCAUACAACACUUCAGGGCAGCAACAGGGUGUAGGAAGUUGGAGGGGACAGUGAAAAAUGUGUUCACAACGGGGAAAGUGACAAUGGAUGUGGUGGAUGAGCUUGGAUCCAAUGGUGGUGGUGUUAAUUUGGAGAAAGGGUGCUUUGUGAUGUGGCAAAUGGUCCCUGAUAAGUGGCAGAUAGAGCUGGUUCUGAGUGGCCAAAAGGUUGUGGCCGGUAGCAAUGGCGCCAUUGCUUGGCGCCACACCCCUUGGCUUGGUGUGCACGCCGCCAAAGGCGGUGUGCGACCUCUUCGCCGCGCCCUUCAGGGACUAGACCCUUUGGCAGUGUCUGCUGUAUUUAGUGCAGCACAAUACAUGGGGGAGAAACAAAUCUCAGGCAUAGAUUGCUUUGUGCUGAAACUCUCAGCUGAUCAGAAGGACCUUGCAGAACGCAGCGACAACACGGCCGAGAUGAUCAAGCACGCCAUAUUCGGCUACUUCAGCCAAAGAAGUGGCCUUCUGGUGCACCUAGAGGACUCUUACCUCACCAGGAUCCAAGCACCAGGCUCUCACCCCACAUACUGGGAAACCACAAUGUCAACAAAGAUUGAGGACUACAGAAUUGUUGAUGGUGUGAUGAUAGCACACGCUGGCUCUUCCACGGCGUUGAUCACCAGGUUUGGGGACAACCUUAAGGCUGGACCAGCCACCACAAGGUUGGAAGAGUCAUGGACCAUUGAUGAUGUUGCAUUCAAUGUGGCAGGGUUGUCCUUGGACUGUUUCAUACCCCCUCAGGAACUACUGAGAGAUUCUUCCUCUUCUUCUUCAGAAGAUGAUCUAGAUUGGAGAUCAUCACCCUUGCAUAGAUGAUAUAUAGUUGUAUACAUAUGGAAACUUGUAAUUGUUUAGUGGUUUUAUUUUUGGGCUAAACAAAGGGUUCAUGGUUCAUGGUUGAUGAUGCUAAUUGUUACUUAACAUGUAUAAUGCUUUUGUAAUUGUAUUACUACACUGUCACACAUUCUGGGGUAAUAGAUGACAGCUAUUGGUUGUUGUUGAUAUGAAAUUUGAUUUUUGAGUU